GCGGGCCGGGGCGGGGCGUGGGCAUGGCGCGGGCGGGCGAGCAGUGCGGAGCCAGGCCGGGACCCGAGCUGUGGGGGCGGCUGUUGCCGCCCAAGGACGAGCCGGGGCUGGGGCCAGACGGGGACGAGGAGGAGGAGGAGGAGGAGGAGGAAGGCUACGAGGACGCCGCGCUGGACGAGCCGUUCCUGGCGGGCCCCGCCGAGCUGAGCUGCGAGGGCGCCGGGCAGGCGCGGCGAGCUGUUAUAAUACAGGAGGAAACAUCCCAGAAGAAAUAUGCCGUGGUUGGACGUUUUCCGUUUGUUGGCCCUUGGUGGAAAGUUAACAUUAAAGUUAAACAGGUGGGAUCAAAGAAUGUUGCACAAGGAUAUCCAUCAUAUUUUCUACAGGCUGAUAUUGGAGAGAACCAAAAAGAAGUGUUUUCUCUCUUCUUGAAAGAGUGUAAAGUUCCUGAUGAUUUUAUACUAGCAUUUUUUAAUUGGCUUCCUGCGAAUGCAUCUUUGGACUUCAGAAAUCUUGAAGAAAUACUAGAUGAGUUUCAAAAGUCAAAACUUAAGGAAGGAAAAAAUCCCAGAGAGACCAAAGAAUUUGAUAUCUUUGUUUAUGUUAUGAAAUCGUUUACAGGAAAGAUGGUAUUGAUUGCUUUGAUGUUCCCAAUGAUACUGGAAUUCCUGCCGAGACUUCUGCCACGUUAUUUUUGCAAACUCUUGGAGAGAGUGGAUUUGUGUAGAAAGACUGAAAUGAAUGGAGAGGAGAGAGAAAAUGCUUCUUAUGGAAUGGAAAGGCUAAUAGCAUUGAAUAAGACAUUAAAGAAUGAACCAUGGAAACUUGGAUUCAGCACAAUAACUUCACGAGAACUAGACCUUUCCCAUUGUGAGGCAACUUGGGGAGCUUUCUGCCAGUGUGACCACCUCCUUUGGAAGAUUCCUGAACUGCAGAAGAAUGCAUUAAUAAUAUACAAUGCACUGAAGCAAAGAUGUAGAGAUAUGGGACAUACCUGUGAAGAUCAAGAUGAAUUAACCAAUUUGGUUUCUAAAGAUAUGCCCAUAGAACAUGCCUGGCAAUCCCUUAAAUUUUUGAAAGACGAGAUGAUAGUGGUCAGUGAGAAAAAACUUGUAUUUCUUGCUCCACUUUACAGAGCUGAAAUAGACAUUGCAGGUUCUGUAAAAUAUCUGCUAGACACCACAUGGCAGCUACAUAGUGAUGUGCGAGAGGUACUCAAUGUUAGUAAUAUUAACAAAUCAAAAGCAAGAGAUGAUGAUGGUAAAGUAUCCAAUGACCAGCUUUGUGAAGCAGAGAAACUGAAGGCAAGCCAUAUUCCAGAUAGUCAUGAAAACUCUGACAAUAAUUCGAUUUCUGGUGAACAGACACCAGAUAUAGAACCCAUAAAUGAAGCAGAAUUGGAUUUGGACCAAGUGAAUGCUGUGAAGAUGAUUUGUUCUAAUCCUGUGACAAUCAUAAGUGGAAAAGGGGGUUGUGGGAAGACUACAGUAGUUAGCUCUCUCUUUCAGUAUUUACAGAAGAUGGAAAAAGAAAUAGAAGAUGCUUGUAAAAGUUUUGAAAAUGACCAAGAUGUAUCAGAUGAGUGGAAUACCUUUAGUCAGUGUUCUGACAAAAAUAAUGUCCAUGAACGCAAGCUUUUAAAUGUAUUACUUACUGCACCCACAGGAAGGGCAGCAAGCCUGCUGAAUGAGAAGACUCAUCUUCCUGCUUAUACACUCCAUCAGAUCAUCCAUAGCUUUUACGCAUGGAACUCAAAAGAUACAUGCUACCCAUGGAAGUUUUCUUCAGUGACAGUUCUGGUUGUAGAUGAAGGGAGCUUGGUGUCCGUACAACUUCUUAGUGCAGUUUUAAAACUUCUGUGUGCACAUGCUCAACUUGCCAAGCUUAUUAUUCUAGGUGAUGUUAGGCAGUUACCAAGCAUUGAUCCAGGUAACGUGCUGGCUGACAUGUUUGAGGCUCUGAAGUUAAGAGGUGGGUCAGUGGAACUGAGAACUAAUCAUAGAGCUGAAUCUCAGCUAAUUGUGGACAAUGCCACAAGAAUCUCACAGCGGAAAUUCCCAGUAUUUGAUGCAAGAAUCACAAUCACUGGUUGGAAUGAGAAUGUGACGAUGCCAAGCCCUGAGAAGAAAUUUAUUUUUGUUGUUUUGCCUUCCGAAGGAGAUUCUGAUUGCUUGCAAUAUGCCAUAAAGACUUUACUUGAAAAAGGACCAGGAUUGCAAGAUCCCAAACAAUCACAGUUCAUUGCUUUCAGAAGGCGAGAUUGUGAUCUAAUAAAUGAACUCUGUUGUCGACAUUAUUCAGAUCAUGUAACCAGAAACCAUAAAAAGAAACUGGUUUUUCAAUGUAAUGACAAAAUUUGUUGCACAAGGAAUACCUAUCUUACAAACCUUCAUCCAAGAAAUACCAAAACCUGCACAAGAAAUAGUGAUUCGGAGAAUCCUAAGCAAUGUGACUGCAUGGCAUGCUCAAUAACGAAAGUCUCUCGCAAUGAGCAAAGACCACGUUUUAAUCUCGGAGAUGGUGAUAAGGAUGGCAAACGACUAUGCAAUGGAGAUGUUUUUUUCAUAACAGAUGAUGUGGAAAUUAAUGGAUGCCGUCUGUUGACUAUCAGCAGCACAUAUGGCUCUGAAUUUACUUUAUUGUAUAAAGCACUGAGAAGAGCAUGUCAUAUAAAACAUGCAUGGGCCAGAACUAUUCACACAUUUCAGGGUUCUGAGGAGAAAACAAUUGUCUACGUAGUUGGGAAUGCAGGCCGACAGCACUGGCAGCACGUAUACACCGCUGUAACUCGAGGACGCUGCCGCGUCUAUAUUGUAGCUAAAGAGACUCAACUUAGGAAAGCAGUUACUAACAGGAAUUUCCCCAGAAAAACUCGCUUAAAACAGCGUUUAAAAGAGGCAUUUGCAGAAGCGAGCAGCUGUCCAGAGCAAACAGACUUUCUUCUACAGAGUCAAUGUCGGAGUCAAGAAUAUGACACCCUACCUGGUGUGGUGUCAGUAACUCAGGAUGUUCUUGGCAUUUCUGUACCAGCUGAAGUUGACGUCACCAAACAGGAGAAGUGUACAGUUCUUGAUGAAAUGGAGACUAGUAAUGGACAGAGGAUAUCUGCUGCACUGGGCAGCAUAGGAAGAGAGACUGAGACACCUGUGAAAUUAAACGGAUAUAAAAGGGAAAGGAGUUCUACAUGGAAUUCUGAGAGCCCUUUGAAAAUGACUUUGAUGACUACUGAAGACUCUCCACUUGGGACUGCCAAACUGAAGAAUCUGAAUUUGGGAAACUUCACUCCAAAAGCACUUUUUAAAAAUUAACAAGCAAAGAUAUUCAUUACUGUGCUACUUAACUAUUUUGUACAAUGAAAAAUAUGGUUUUGGAACAGAAACAUUUUAAGUAUUCAUCUCAAAGCUUUUUAAAUAUUUUUCCAAGUUGUUGAAACACAGUUUAUUUUAAAAUUGACAUUUUUUGGUCAACUCUAUUUUAGCAGAAGUUAGAGAGAGAUGUUAGUUUUCAAGAAAAUGUUGAUUAUGUUGCCUUUUUAUUUGGGAAGAACAGAUAAGUUGCAUGGACAUCUUCAGAUACAAAAGUUCCCUUCUUUACAAAAUGGUACAUUGUUGGUCCAGCCAGAACCUUAAAUGUUACAUAAAAUAUUGGUGCAACCCAGAGGUAUCUUCUAGUUUAUCUCUCGUAGUAUUAGGGCUUGAGUAGAGGCGUCAUUGCACAUUCAUACUGGCAUCCUGCCCUUUUAAAAACCAAAGAUUUAUACACCAUGUGGAUUUUAAUUUUCUAUGUAAAUUGAUGGAAGUUUCAGUAUGAUAGUAAUUAAGAUGCUACCACCAUACAUAAAAUAUUCUGCUGGAACAUGAAUUUGAAUCAAACCGUAAUAGACUGUACUGUGAAUUAGACUAUAACCAAGUUGCAAUGAGUGAUUUUCAGGGGCUUUCUCUUUGCACUGCAUAGGGCCCAGAAAGUAAUAUGUUAGAUUCCAGUUUUCUGCUCCUUAUGUAAGUAGUAAUGCGCUUCACAUGACUUUGUUUAGUUUUGGUAAUGCACAGUAGGGCCAAAUCCUGUAAGAUACUGUGCACACAACACUCAUUAGCAGUGUUGUAUGUUAAGUCUUUGAAAAACAGUGAGGCUGGCAGUGAUUUUCUUUCUUAUACAGUUUGCAUAAUUAUGUGGCUUACUGCACUGGAAUUUACAGGAUUGGGUAAAUGUUCCAACCUGUCAACUGAUAUGUACUUAAACUGACAUGACUUUCAUUUGCAUAUUCCAUAGAUUAUAAGAAAUGUCAGUGCUUCUCUAAAAAGUUGAUUUGUAUCUUUCUUGUAAAUGCACAUUUGUGGUAAAAGAUUUACAAAAGAAAAAUCCUACUUAAAAAUAACCGAAAAAUGAGGAUAGUGAAGUGUAGCAUAUCUGUAAUGGUUUGCUAAGCCUACCUUUUUAUCUGCUUUAUAGUGCAUAAGUUUUGUACAUGUGAAUACCAUCUCAGUGUUAAUAACAUUGUCUUUAAAUCACUGUUUAUUCCAUUUUAUACAGCCUUUCCAUACAAAUAUUUGCAACAGUUUGAGUUUCCAAAAACAUACAUAGACGAUAAAUAUCAUGCUAUUAAAGUAUUAAAUUUGUACAAAAAUACUUUACAGUUUAAUACUCAUUACAAAUAAAAAUACAUAUUUAAGUGA
Messenger RNA from Gavialis gangeticus (Gharial), 4673 nucleotides. RefSeq names its product DNA helicase B (gene HELB). The coding region runs from base 24 to 3308 and encodes 1094 amino acids. NCBI's taxonomy places the organism in Eukaryota, Metazoa, Chordata, Crocodylia, Gavialidae. The transcript has 13 exons. The record is from RefSeq and is a predicted model, not a curated record.